AUGGAGUUCAAGAAGGCGGAGAACGUGGCUGAACGCAGUUCAAGGGAAAGCUCCGGGCCACUGUACUGCUCAGCUGGCGAGGAGAAUGGACUGGUUGGUCUCCAUCUUAGGACCUCCUCCGCCAGACACCCUUCUCCUCCGGAGGCUGAAUAUUCAACACAUCAACUGCGACUAUUUGAUCCUUCGAAGAAUGACAACUACCGCCAAAUCCUGCGAAACUCCUGGAUAUAUCCCCUGUGGCGCCCAGCGUUUACCAUCGGCACGAUGCUGAUGCCGGCUAUAAUAAAGCCUGUUACACCAUCGACAGCACCGUUGGAUGUUAUUCAUCCGCCGGCCAACGACCAAAUGCGAAGACUUGCGUUCCGAGUGGAAAACCGAACUGUGAGAAUGAUGACUGCAUCUAUUGCCUGUCCAAUGUCUUCAAGUCCUGUGCGGAAAUAG
Messenger RNA from Morchella sextelata, 441 nucleotides. RefSeq lists its product as uncharacterized. The record is from RefSeq and is a predicted model, not a curated record. Bases 1 to 441 code for a protein of 146 amino acids. The transcript is spliced from 5 exons. Lineage: Eukaryota; Fungi; Ascomycota; Pezizomycetes; Pezizales; Morchellaceae.